AUGUCCUCUGAUCAGAAGACAACACCAACAACAACGACAGCAGCAACUGAUGUGACGACAGGUUUUCAACUUAAUCAAAAAAAAUUGAAAGAACUUGCUGAACAGGCAAAUGCAGUCAAAAUUGGUGGCAAAGGUACAGCUCGUCGUAAAAAGAAAAUUAUUCAUCGUCCAGCUAAUGCUGACGAUAAAAAAUUACAAAGUUCAUUAAAAAAACUUGCUGCUAAUAAUAUUCAAGGAAUUGAAGAGGUUAAUAUGUUUAAAGAUAAUGGUGAAGUUAUUCAUUUUUCAAAUCCUAAAGUACAAGCAUCACUUAGUUCAAAUACAUUUGCUAUUAGUGGACAUUCGGAUACAAAAUCUUUACAAGAAAUGUUACCAACAAUAAUGUCACAAAUGGGUAUGUCAACUGAUAGUGUUCUAGCUAGUGAAGCAGGUCGACGUAAAUUUCCUACACGUACUGAUCAACAAUCAGGUAAUGAACAAACUGGUACAACAAAUGAACAAACAGGUGCUGAUGCAGAUGAUGAAGAAGUACCCGAUCUUGUUGAAAAUUUUGACGAAGUAUCAAACUCAAAAUCGAUUUGCCAUUUGCAAUCUGUCUCUUGUACUGGUAUCAUGUUGCAAUUCUAUAACAUAGUUCUUCUAUGUUUAUUCUUUAUAUGUUCACUAUCGAUGGAUAUUAAAAAUUUUUAUCCUAAUCGAACAAUUGUUUCAUCAAGAACAAUUUAUAAUUUAGUUCAAAUACGUCGUGCUGGUUCUCGAUUUGCUGCUUAUCGUAAUAGAACACAUCGAAAUUUAACGACAAAUAAUUUUCAUCUAUUCGAAAACAAUUCUUUAGAUAAAAAUAAUGAUAAUAUAAAUGUAUAUCAAAAUAACACAGAUGAUUUAAAAAAACUCUUUAGUCAAUAUUUAAAUGAACGUUUAAAAGCAAUGAUUAUAAUUAGUAGUGUGGCAUUGAUAUUUAUGGUAAUAGUCGUUACUAUAUGUAUAAUUGGAAGAUAUUUUAGAAAUAAACAUCCAAUAUCUACUAAAAGGAACGAACAAACAACACCGUUAAAUCCAUCAAAACAAACAAAUAGAACAAAAGGAUUUUGUCAAUCAGAUCAUGAUACAAGAGAUUUUUCACGUAAACCAAGGAAAUUACCUACGGAUGUAUAA
Rotaria sordida is the source of this 1155-nucleotide messenger RNA. The record is from the annotation of a GenBank genome assembly. NCBI's taxonomy places the organism in Eukaryota, Metazoa, Rotifera, Eurotatoria, Philodinida, Philodinidae.